Molecule: messenger RNA, 1092 nt
Organism: Capronia coronata CBS 617.96
Lineage: Eukaryota; Fungi; Ascomycota; Eurotiomycetes; Chaetothyriales; Herpotrichiellaceae
Exons: 3
Coding region: 1-1092 (363 amino acids)
Source: RefSeq, a predicted model, not a curated record
AUGCCUUCGCAGAUAUCCAUGCGCCUAUCUUUCUGGACGCUGGCAGUCUGCCUGCUCAACGUCACCCGUUGUGUCUCGGCCCAGAACAUCGUCCCAACCUCCUCCUCGAGCAGUUUCCCGGGCUGCGCGCUCUCGUGUACCGCCCUCCUACAAGCACAGUCCCUCUGUGUACCCCCGAAUGUCGCAACCACCAGUCAAAUCACCUAUGAGAACUGCUUUUGCCAGAGCAGUUCGUUACAAGCCCUCUACAGUACCCCCGAUGCCAUCUGCGCUGGCGAAUGCACCAUCGAAGCCGAUCGCCAGCAAUUACAGACAUGGUUCACGGGGUUUUGCGCACAAGUGGGCCAAGGCAUUGAUCCGCUCACCUCCACAGCGUCUACAUCUCCUACUGCUACAACAGUCGUGACUAUCACGAGUUCCACGUCUCCGUCACAAGCAACCGGCGCUGGCACUGGCACAGGGAGCUCAUCCGCCUCGGCUUCAUCCUCUCACCAGUCAUGGAUCGAGGGGCAUUGGCGGUGGAUCCUGAUGCUAGGUAUUCUAGCCAUCGGUUUCGCCCUGCUCACAUGGCUUGCUAUAUGGUUGAAGCGUCGCCACCGGAGAAGAAUUGAGGAGCGACGGGCUGCUAUCUCUGGCUUCCCAACUCCUACGGAGAAAAAAGAUGGAGCUCGUUCUGCCACCCCGGAUCUUUGGGGCCCACAUCAGCACAUGCAUUAUACCAAGGGAUGGGAAUAUGCGGAAGGCAAUGGCACCAUGGGCAGCGGCGCCCUAGGCGCUGCCACCGCUGACAGACGAUCGAAAAGACUCUCGUCGUCCAAGGACAAACGUCGCAGCAACCGUGUCGAAGUAGCCGAAGUCAAUGAUCCUUACCCGCCACCUACAUCGAGGCGACUAGCGUCAAAGGGCAAGGCUAGGGUUGCCGCUGAUGCAGUGGAACUAGAUCCCGAGAUCGGUAGGGUGGAUAGGAGCCGGAGCCGGAGCCAACGACGACAAGAGCAUGACAGCGAGCUUGAGAGGGACAGCGAACAGGACCAUCAAAGGCGACUCCGCGAAGUCAGGGGCAGUCGUCGGAGGACUGGUGAGUUUCUCUGA